Messenger RNA from Knipowitschia caucasica, 987 nucleotides. NCBI's taxonomy places the organism in Eukaryota, Metazoa, Chordata, Actinopteri, Gobiiformes, Gobiidae. The record is from the annotation of a GenBank genome assembly.
AUGCGGCGAUUUGUACUUCUCUACUCCUCCUUCUCUGCUCCUCCUUUUCUUCUCUCCUUACACUCCUUUGACUCUACUCCUUCUGUGCGCCUCCUACCCUACUUCUUCGACUCGACUCCUCCUCUCCUUCUAUUCCUCUUCUGCUCCUCCUACUUCUCUCCCACUCUUCUCUUCCUCAGCUCCUCCUUCUCUACUCCUCCUCUGCUCCUCCUUCCCUACUCCUCUUCUUCUUCUUCUCCUCUGCUCCUCCUGUUCUACUCUUCCUCUUGCUCUCUUCCUCAGCUCCUCCUCCUCUACUCUCCUUCUUCUCUUCCUCAGCUCAUCCUCCUCUGCUCCUCCUUACCUACUCCUCUCGUCCUCUUCCGCUUCUUCUUCUCUUCUCCUCCUCCUCUACUCCCUCUCUCUCUCUCCUCCCUCUCCUCUCUCUUCCUCUCUCUCCUCCCUCUCCUCCCUCUCCUCUCUCUCCUCUCUCUCCUCUCUCUCCUCUCUCUCCUCCCUCUCCUCUCUCUCCUCCCUCUCCUCUCUCUCUCCUCCCUCUCCUCUCUCUCCUCUCUCUCCUCUCUCUCCUCUCUCUCCUCUCUCUCCUCCCUCUCCUCCCUCUCCUCCCUCUCCUCUCUCUCCUCUCUCUCCUCUCUCUCCUCUCUCUCCUCCCUCUCCUCUCUCUCCUCUCUCUCCUCUCUCUCCUCUCUCUCCUCCCUCUCCUCUCUCUCCUCCCUCUCCUCUCUCUCCUCCCUCUCCUCUCUCUCCUCUCUCUCUUCUCUGCUUUUCAGAUUCAUGCUAAAAUCUGCAAUCUUCCUGAAGAUACUCACACAGAGCCGAGAGGUCCGGGUACAGUCUGGUUCUGGGCUCAUGGAGGUCCGGGUACAGUCUGGUUCUGGGCUCAUGGAGGUCCGGUACAAGAGUGAGGACUGUGGACGGGACCAGGAAGGACACGCUCGGGAUCGGCAAGAGAGAGGGCCCAGCUGGGGUUGGGUUAGCGUGUGCUAG